Heterostelium album PN500 is the source of this 714-nucleotide messenger RNA. It is a transcript of the gene eIF3s4, whose product is annotated as eukaryotic translation initiation factor 3 subunit G. Gene Ontology annotation, cellular component: eukaryotic translation initiation factor 3 complex; cytoplasm. NCBI's taxonomy places the organism in Eukaryota, Evosea, Eumycetozoa, Acytosteliales, Acytosteliaceae. The transcript has 3 exons. The record is from RefSeq and is a predicted model, not a curated record. Bases 1 to 714 code for a protein of 237 amino acids. Gene Ontology annotation, molecular function: translation initiation factor activity; RNA binding.
AUGGCAACUGUUGCAAUUCCACAAAAAGAGAGCUGGGCUGAAGUACCAGAGGAAAAAGUUAUAGAGAUCUUUGUCAAGAAUGAUAAGGGUGAAGAUGUUAAAAUUAUUAAAACUUUCAGAGAAUAUCAAGUACCAGUAAAGAGAAAUAAAAGAGUAGACGAAAGAAGAAAGUGGGAAAAGUUUGGUGAUUGUGCUGGAACUAAUGGAAUGUCGAAUACAUCAUCUGGUGAAGAAGUAUUUUUAACUUUAUCAAGAAACACUGUCUCUGAAGAGGAGAAGAAGGAUGUCAUUGUAUGUAGAAACUGUAAGAGAAACCAUUUCACUUCAAAGUGUCCAUACUACGAAGCCAUAAAGAUGACUCAAAUGUCAAUGAACAAGCCAGAGAAAGAAGAAAAAGUACAAGAAAACAAAUACGUUUUACCAUCACAAAGAGGUGGAUAUUCACCAGCUUCACCAAUUGAAGUACCAAGUCUUAUUGUAUCUAAUCUUUCAGAGAAUGCCAACGAGAAGGAUCUUCGUGAGUUGUUUGGUCGUUUCGGUAUGGUUCAAAAGGUCAACGUACCAAAGCAAAACGAUGGUAAGCCAAGAGGUUUCGCCUACGUCACCUACGCCGAUCUUAAAUCCACCGAAGAAGCUAUCAAACAUCUUGAUGGUCAUCGUUACGAUUACCUCGUUUUGAGUGUCAGCAUUGCUCAACGUAGAAAGAACAACUAG